AUGGCAGACACAAACGCAGGCAAGCAGCCGGCCGACGCCGCCGUUCCAGCUGGAAGAAGGGAACGAGGCGCCACCAGCUUCGUGUCUUGGUUUCUGGUAUCUCUCGUCAUUCUCCAAAUCGGUUUCCUGGCGGCGCUCUACUUUCAAAAUCUUCAGAUGGCAGCCAUGGGAGGCGAGAAAGCCGUCCGCAUUCAACUACUGGAAGAGAAGAUAGUCGAGCUCCAGGCGGCGCGAGCGGCUGCGGCAAAAGAAGACCUGUCAUGCCCGCCUUGUGAGCUCCUCCACGAGAAGAUGGAAAAAGCCCUUAAAGUGGUACAUGAUGACUUUGAGAAGACUGCCGAUAAGCUAGCCAAUUCGGUUAACAAUUUGCAGUCGAAGGUCAAUCAGUACGGGAGCAAGUUUGACAACCUGAUGAAGAAAGUGCAGAACAAUCCGCUGUUGAAGCAGUUUGGAGGGUUUUAG
Molecule: messenger RNA, 462 nt
Organism: Neospora caninum
Lineage: Eukaryota; Apicomplexa; Conoidasida; Eucoccidiorida; Sarcocystidae
Exons: 3
Coding region: 1-462 (153 amino acids)
Source: RefSeq, a predicted model, not a curated record